Messenger RNA from Amaranthus tricolor (Joseph's coat), 2285 nucleotides. Its product is annotated as cytochrome P450 78A3-like. The transcript has 2 exons. Lineage: Eukaryota; Viridiplantae; Streptophyta; Magnoliopsida; Caryophyllales; Amaranthaceae. The record is from RefSeq and is a predicted model, not a curated record. Gene Ontology annotation, molecular function: iron ion binding; monooxygenase activity; heme binding. The coding region runs from base 76 to 1677 and encodes 533 amino acids.
CACCUCUACACUAAACCAUAAAUAGAAACUAUCAAACAAAAAAAUACCAACCCAUCUCCCCUAUUUCCAACAUCAAUGGAAACUCAAAAUGAGAGCUUAUGGAUAUUAGCUAUGGCUUCCAAAUGCACUACCUUAUCUCCACAAAUAAUCCUUCUCCUUUUUUUACUCUUCUCCUUCUCUUGGAUAGUCCUGGUUUUGCUCUACUGGGCCCAACCGGGUGGCCCAGCUUGGGGCAAAUACCGUCACAAAAUCAGCCCAAGAACAGCCCGUUUACCACAUGGGCCAAAAGGGUACCCUCUAAUUGGAAGUAUGAAGUUAAUAUUGGGCUUAGCCCAUCACAAGCUGACUUCCAUGGCUGACCUUCUUAAAGCUAGAAGACUCAUGGCUUUCAGCUUAGGUGAUACACGUGUCGUGAUCACAUGCAAUCCUGAUGUAGCAAAAGAAAUCCUCUGUAACUCAGUGUUUGCUGACCGUCCGAUUAAGGAAUCAGCUUACAGUCUGAUGUUUAACCGUGCGAUGGGGUUUGCUCCUUAUGGCGUGUAUUGGAGAACGUUAAGAAGAAUUGCAGCUAACCAUAUGUUUAGUCCAAAACAAAUUAAUUUUUCAGAAAAACAAAGAAAAAAUAUAGCUUUUCAAAUAAAGAAAAUAAUAGAUUCAAAAAUUAAUGAAAAAUUUUGUGUACGGGAAAUGCUGAAAUUAGCAUCCCUUAUUAAUAUAAUGGAAUCUGUGUUCGGAAAACGGUACGAGUUGGAUGUGGCAGCAGCCUCGCUAGAUAGCGAGGCUGCUGAACUAAGCCAACUCGUACAAGAAGGGUAUGAUUUGUUAGGAAAGCUUAAUUGGAGUGAUCACCUUCCUUGGCUUGGUUUAUUUGAUGUUCAGAGGAUCCGGGAGCGAUGUUCUGGGCUUGUACCUCGGGUUAAUCGGUUUGUUACCCGGAUUAUAUCCGAACAUCGAACCAAAGAUCAUGUUCAAGAGAUAGGUCAGGAUUUUGUUGAUGUUUUACUGUCGUUAAAUGGACCUGAUAAACUGUCGAACGCUGAUAUGGUGGCUGUUCUUUGGGAGAUGAUAUUCAGAGGAACAGAUACAGUAGCAGUUUUAAUAGAGUGGAUAUUAGCAAGAAUGGUUCUUCACCCUGAAGUUCAAUCAAAGGUCCAAGAUGAGCUAGACAAAGUAGUUGGCAAAUCAAGACCGUUGAUGGAAUCAGAUAUCCCAUCAUUGAAUUACCUACAAUCAGUAAUCAAAGAAGUACUGAGAUUACACCCACCGGGCCCACUUCUAUCAUGGGCCCGUUUAUCAAUCACUGAUACAACCCUUGAUGGGUAUCACAUCCCAGCAGGAACUACUGCCAUGGUUAACAUGUGGGCUAUUACCCGGGACCCUCAAAUAUGGGUUGACCCACUAAGAUUUUACCCUGAAAGAUUUGAUAUUGACACAGAUCAUUUCUCAGUGUUGGGCUCGGACCUUCGUUUAGCACCUUUCGGGUCGGGUAGAAGGUCAUGUCCUGGAAAGGUACUCGGGUUGACUACAGUUAGUUAUUGGGUGGGUACUCUGUUGCAUGAAUUUGUGUGGGCACAGUCUGAUCAGAACCCUGUAAGUCUUGCUGAAAUUAUGAAAUUGUCAUGUGAAAUGGCAAAUCCCUUGACUGUGGUGGUUAAUCCUAGAAGAAACAGAGCAUAAGUAAGAUACAUCUCUUCUUUUGAGUUUGCUAGAUCUAACGAUAGACAUAAAUAAUAAAUCAAAUUCAAAAAGAGGGCGAAUAGGAAGUAUUAUUGUACAAAUUUUAGUAAAUUAAGCUGAAAAAUACUAGUAUAGAUUUGUAAAAUAUAAAUACUUACUACUUCCUUUGUUCCAUUAAAAAUUGCGAUAAUCUAUAUGAAAAACUCUAGCAUAAAAAAUUCAAUUAAUUAUAACAAUUUUUAUAAAACGUAUAUUCUAAAUAGGAAAAGGUACUCAAUAUAGGGAAGAAGCUAGACAACUUUUUAUAUCAUGUCAUUAUCUCAAUGACAAGUUACAUCUAUUUAAGUGGAAUUUUGAGGAAGGUGAUGCAUACAACCUUAAUUUUAUAAUAAUAAAUAAGUUGUUUCCUUAUUUAAAAAAGAUUGUUUACACUUAGCUCUUAAUAAAUUAGGUUUAUAAGACAACAAUGUUAUGCUGAUACAUAAAAUAGUAUAUAUAUAUAUAUAUAUGAUGGUUAAUUAUUUAUCGUUCUUUAGCAAGUUUAAUAGGGUUGUCUGUGAGUAGUUUUUGUCAGUUGGUGGCCCGUUUAAUAAGUUUAUUAGUUUGGG